This is a messenger RNA of Beta vulgaris subsp. vulgaris (sugar beet), 1707 nucleotides long. Its product is annotated as putative disease resistance RPP13-like protein 1. Gene Ontology annotation, molecular function: protein binding. NCBI's taxonomy places the organism in Eukaryota, Viridiplantae, Streptophyta, Magnoliopsida, Caryophyllales, Amaranthaceae. The record is from RefSeq and is a predicted model, not a curated record. Bases 1 to 1707 code for a protein of 568 amino acids. The transcript has a single exon.
AUGCAUGACCUAAUCCAUGACCUAGCUCAAUGGGCUGCUGGUGAAAUCUGUUGCACAAUGAAUAUCCAAAAACUUUCUUCCAGCACACGUUAUUGGUCUUUCUCUAAAGAAAUACUGGAAGAUCAAACCUGGACUUCAAAGAAACUUGUCCAAGUACGAUCAUUUGCUUCUUUUGGUGCAGUAGAUGUUUCAAUUCCUAAGCUGCUAGAUUUCAUUUUCCAGCAGUUUCAAUACUUACGCUUGUUGUCUAUGCGUAAGGCGGGAAUAAUUGAGUUACCAAAUAGUAUGGGUAAUCUGAAACACUUGAGGCUUCUUGACCUCUCAGAAAAUACAAAACUAACUAGAUUGCCAAAGUCCACUACGAAGCUUUGCAAUCUCCAGACACUUGUUGCGAAAGGUUGUUCGAAUCUUCGGCAUAUUGUCCCAAAUGUUGCCUCUUUAAUUGAACUUCGGCACCUUGAUUUUUCUGGUUGUUAUUUACUGAAGGAGAUGCCGCUGGGGAUUGGAAAAUUAACAAAGUUGCAGACAUUGAAGGGCCUAUUUGAUAUUAGAAGAGAGUCUGGGACAAGAAUAAGUGAAUUAAAGAACUUGAAAUGCCUUCGUGGCUCACUGGACAUCAAUGGCCUAGCGAAUGUGUUUAGUAGUGAAGAAGCACAAGCAGCAAGGUUGCAUGAAAAAACGGGCCUUGAUAAGUUGGAAAUGUACUGGGGAGCUGGUAACCAUGAUGUUGAUGGCAACAUUAAAAAAGAUGUACUUGGUCGAUUGCAGCCUCCGGAAUCCAUCAAAGAAUUAAUGUUGAAAGGGUAUAACGGCUUAGCAUUCCCUGCUUGGUUGGGAAAUCCCUCUUACACUAAUAUGGUUGUCAUAAAAUUAGAGGAUUGUAGGAGAUGUGAAUUCUUACCAGCACUAGGGCAACUACCCUCAUUGAAGGAGAUGACAAUAGCAGGGAUGAAAGCUAUUGAGACUAUAGGCCUUGAAUUUUACGGCAAUGAUGGUUGUUCAAACCCGUUUCCUGCACUAAAAAGUCUACUAUUCUUUGAUAUGAAGGGUUGGGAGGAGUGGUUGGCCCCAUCAGUUGACAGUAGCAAUGCAUUUCCCUGCCUUGAAUAUAUGAACAUAUAUAAAUGUCAAAUGUUGCGGGGUAACUUACCUUCAAACCUCCGAUCCCUAAAAGAGUUGUCCAUUGUAUCAUGCCAAGAGUUGAGAUUGUCACUUCCAAGCUGCCCUUUGCUCCAGACAUUGUAUAUUGAAAGAUGUGAGGCGCCAUUUAGUGUUGCUGAUUGCUUGCCUCCAAAUCUUGAGACCCUGGAAAUCCAGGACUCCAAAAUAGAGCAACCAAUUCAAGAGUGGAAACUUGACCUCCUUACUUCUCUUAAAUCUCUUGUACUUCGAAGCAUAGGCAGCGGUGCAGAUGCUAUAGAGUAUAUUCCCCAACCAGAUUUUCAUCUUCCCUCUUCCUUGUCUUCCUUAAUUAUCUGGGAAUUCAAGAAUUUGAAAUCCUUGUCAUGCUCUGACCUCCCCAACCUCACUCAAAUUGAUAUCCAAGAUUGUGAGAAGCUGGAAUCAUUGGGUGUCGGUUUCCCACCACCGAAGCUUCAGAAAGCGUAUUUUAUGAAUUGCCCUUUGAUUUAUCAACGACGCAAACCGGAUCCUAAUGGACUUAUUGUUUUUGAUGAAAUGGUUGAAGACAGAUAUUCGUACAUGUGA